Molecule: messenger RNA, 792 nt
Organism: Pieris macdunnoughi
Lineage: Eukaryota; Metazoa; Arthropoda; Insecta; Lepidoptera; Pieridae
Source: the annotation of a GenBank genome assembly
AUGAAUACACAGUGUUUUAUAGUGUUAGCGCUCGCUUUUGGCGUCGCGGUCGCCCAGGAAACCUUCAAAUGCCCAGAUGACUUCGGCUUCUACCCUCACCACAACUCAUGUGACAAAUACUGGAAAUGUGACAAUGGCGUCGCGGAGCUCAAGACCUGUGGAAACGGACUCGCCUUCGACAACUCAGACUCCAAAUACUUGACCGAAAACUGUGACUACCUACACAACGUUGACUGUGGGGACAGAACACAACUAGAACCUCCAAUCUCCACUCCUCACUGCGAAAGACUGUACGGUAUCUUUGCUGACGAGGCCAAAUGUGACGUUUUCUGGAACUGCUGGAAUGGAGAGGCCUCUCGCUACCAGUGCAGCCCUGGACUCGCUUACGACAGAGAAGCUCGCGUGUGCAUGUGGGCUGACCAGGUUCCAGAGUGCAGAAACGAAGAAGUAGCAAACGGUUUCUCUUGCGCCAACCCUGGUGAAGUUGCCAAUAUUGGAUCCUUCAGUCGCCACGCUCACCCCGAAGAUUGCCGUAAAUACUACAUCUGUCUCGAAGGUGUUGCCCGUGAAUACGGGUGCCCAAUUGGAACCGUCUUCAAGAUCGGAGACUCAGACGGCACAGGCAACUGUGAAGACCCAGAAGACGUUCCCGGAUGCGAAGACUACUACGGUGAUUUGGACCUGAAGUCUAUCCGCAAGAGUGAGCUCCUCGCCGGCCUCAAGAGCGACGGCCAGUCCCGCCCAGACCAGCCCAAGCACCUCAAACCCCGUCCACAAAAAGAACAAAACUGA